ACGUGGCCCGUUCUCAACCCCAGCAGGAUCCCUUCCUUCCAAAAUGGGGAGCGAGGUCAGAGGAGACAGAGACGAGAUGGGGUUAGGAGGAGGGGCGAUGACCGACGAGCGGAGGAACCUCCUCGCGCCGCCUCGUUUCGACAACGGAGAUGAGGAGGCGUCCGUCGUCGGGACCAUCGGGGUCGUCCCCAAGGACGGGUUCCACGUCGCGUACCUGGUGUACUUCACCCUGGGAGCCGGGUUCCUCCUCCCAUGGAACGCCUUCAUCACUGCCGUCGAUUACUUCAGUUACCUCUAUCCGGCGGCCCCUGUGGACCGUGUCUUCUCCGUGGCCUACAUGCUCUCCUGCCUCCUCCUGCUCCUCCUCAUCGUCGGGUGGGCCCACAAGUCGAGCGCGCCGGUGAGGAUCAACGCCGGGCUCGCGCUUUUCACGGUGGCGCUGCUCGUCGUGCCGGUGAUGGACGCGUCGUAUGUGAAGGGAGUGAGAGGGAUUUAUUCGGCCUACGACGUCACUGUCUCCGCUGUUUUGCUCUCCGGCAUCGCUGACGCGCUCGUCCAGGGAGGGGUCGUCGGGGCCGCUGGCGAGCUCCCCCAACGGUACAUGCAGGCGGUUGUUGCCGGCACCGCCGCUUCCGGAGUACUUGUCUCAGCCAUGAGAGUCAUUACAAAAGCCAUCUAUCCACAAGAUGCUCAUGGGUUAAGAAAAAGUGCAAACCUCUACUUCGUAGUCAGUAUUGUGGUGAUGGUCAUCUGUCUUAUUUGCUACAAUGUGGCAGACAGGCUUCCUGUUGUCCAAUAUUAUAAAGAUAUUAAAUCUCAGGCUCAAAAAGAAGAAAAUAGUGAGAAGGGUUCCAUGAGUGGAUCUGCUUGGAGGUCAACCUUGUGGCAUAUUAUAGGAAGAAUCAAAUGGUUUGGGUUUGGAAUCUUUCUUAUCUAUGUUGUUACUCUGUCCAUAUUUCCGGGAUACAUCACAGAGGAUGUGCACUCUGAGGUCCUCAAAGACUGGUACCCAAUUGUACUUAUCACUGGAUACAAUGUGUUUGAUCUGGUUGGGAAGUCUCUGACUGCAUUCUUUCUCCUUGAGAAUACUAAUAUUGCAGUUGCUGCCUGUGUUGCAAGGCUGCUGUUUUAUCCUCUCUUCCUGGGUUGCCUGCAUGGUCCUGAAUUCUUCCGAACAGAAAUUCCAGUAACAGUAUUGACAUGCCUUUUGGGGUUAACAAAUGGUUACUUGACUUCUGUUCUGAUGAUUCUUGCGCCCAAAACUCUGCCCAUACAGCACGCUGAGACUGCAGGGAUUGCAAUUGUUUUGUUCCUAGUACUUGGCUUAGCAGUUGGUUCAAUUGUGUCCUGGUUUUGGGUCAUUUAGUGAAGUUGUACCAUAAUUGCCAAAUGCUUGGACUCAAGGCUUGCUUUAUUUAUGCAUUUACUAUAUUCUAUGUAAGAAUUUGUAUCUUGAGUUUGGUAUGUGGAUGCUUUAGUGAUGCUUCAGGAUGAAAAAUUGUAUCAAUAUAGUCAAUAAUUUGUGAUCUGCGUUAUAGUCCAUUCAACUGUUGAAUGUAUGGAUGCUCCAUUCUGCAUU
Messenger RNA from Elaeis guineensis (African oil palm), 1579 nucleotides. Its product is annotated as equilibrative nucleotide transporter 1. NCBI's taxonomy places the organism in Eukaryota, Viridiplantae, Streptophyta, Magnoliopsida, Arecales, Arecaceae. Gene Ontology annotation, biological process: nucleoside transmembrane transport. Gene Ontology annotation, molecular function: nucleoside transmembrane transporter activity. Gene Ontology annotation, cellular component: plasma membrane. The record is from RefSeq and is a predicted model, not a curated record.